Molecule: messenger RNA, 1254 nt
Organism: Alternaria atra
Lineage: Eukaryota; Fungi; Ascomycota; Dothideomycetes; Pleosporales; Pleosporaceae
Exons: 2
Coding region: 1-1254 (417 amino acids)
Source: RefSeq, a predicted model, not a curated record
AUGUACACCAACAUUGUUUCUGUGCUCGCCCUGGCUGGCGCUGCCCAGGCCCACAUGUCGAUGUACUACCCAGCUCCCCUGGGAGGAGCCCCUUCCAUCAACAAGCAAUCCACGGAGCUUGACCCCGAGUUCAAUUUCCCACUCGGUUGCUGUGGCCCCGACGGUGGUGAUAGCAGACCCUCUCCUGGUAUUUGCCGUGGUCAUCUUGACAAGUUCGACACGGAGGAUGCUACUGUUACCUGGCAACCUGGACAAGACGCUUACUUCCAACUCACCAACUACGACUACGACCCAGAGGCGCCUGGCGGUACCCACUCUGGAGGAUCCUGCCAGGUCGGCUUCUCGACCGACAAGGGCAAGACAUGGAAGAUGGCAGCCUCAUACCACGGCGCUUGCCCGCAUGCCACUGAGGACGGAUCACCCGAGGCCCAGACCUUCGACUUCAAAGUACCUACUGGUAUGCCCGAAGGCGAUGCUAUCUUCGGCUGGGUGUGGCUCAAUCGCGAGCAUGAGUCAUUCAUGAACUGUGCUAAAGUCCACAUUGGUGCUGGCUCUGGUGCUGGCUCUGGUACUGGCUCUGGCGAUAGCACUGAGCCCAGUGAGCCAUCUCAGUCUGCCACGCAGCCCGAGCAACCCACAUACUCCGAGACUGAGCCUGAGCAAACCCCUCAGCCAACCUAUGCACAGCCCGAGGCUCCUCCCAAGGAUGAUGAGAGUUACGAGCAACCGCCAGCCGCUACGCCUGUUGAGGACAGCCCGGUUGUUGUCGUUACCACUGUCGUGGCUACUACCGUCUAUCAGCAAUACCAGCCCACACAGACAGCGACCAAUGACUCCGAAGCUUCCGAGGAGACUGAUAACUCAACUGAUGGCCACUGGUGGAACCGCCCUCACCAGAAGGUCAAGGCAGGCACCCGCCGCUAUGCAGUCGACGGCUCCCGUUGCGAGUGCCGCCGCGAUGAGCUUACUCUCGCGGCCCGCUGCUUCUGCGAUUCUACCAACAAGGCCGUCGAACGCAAGGCUCUUCGCAUGCAUCGCCGCACUCUCUACAAGCGCGUCGAUGCUUGUGACUGGAACUCAGCCCCCAACAUGGAGGUCUCAUACUACACUCCCGAUGCUAACUGCGCCCCCAAUGCUAAGGCUAACAUGCCUGAGAGCGACACUUUCGAGUUGGGCUGGGAUGUCAACUGUGGUGUUGUUGAGGGCCUGAGUGAGUAUGAGAUCAAGACCAUGAGCUGCGACAUGUACGGUUAG